GUAAAGCUGACUUAGGCAGUACUAUCUUGGGACAGUGCGUUUCACAAUAGCUUGAGCACACGGCUUGAACACGCUUGCGACUCGGGAGUCGGGGGGCAGGCAAAGGUUCAGGCAGGAUGGCAGAAGCGCCUAAAUUCAACUUGCGGAAUCCUGCUGUGAAGCGAAUUAUGCAGGAGAUAAAGGAGAUAAAGCAGGACACUUCUGGAGACUUCCUAGCGGAGGCGCUCGAGAGCGAUAUCUUCGAAUGGCACUUCGUCAUCCGGGGGCCCCGAGACACCGAGUUUGAGGGCGGCAUCUACCACGGCCGCAUUCUACUGCCCGCGGAGUAUCCGUUCAAGCCGCCCUCGUUCAUGAUGCUGACGCCCAACGGCCGCUUUGAGACCAACAUGAAAAUCUGCCUGUCCAUUUCAUCGCACCACCCGGAGCACUGGCAGCCGUCCUGGUCAGUGCGCACGGCGCUCAUGGCGCUCAUCGCCUUCAUGCCCUCGCCCGGCAACGGAGCGCUGGGCGCAAUCGACUUCACAAAGGACGAGCGGCGCAUCCUGGCCGCACGCAGCCGCACGGAGCUGCCACGCUUCGGCAGCGCGGAGCGGCAGCGCGUGAUCGACGACAUGCACGCGCGCAUGCUGACGGUGGAGGCGGAGAAGGAGGCGGAGCGGGCGGCGGCGCAGGCGGGCGGCAGCAACGCCGGGCCAUCUGGAUCAGGGGCGCAGCAGACGCCGCGGGCGUCCAUGGAGCAGCCGGGGGCGGCGGCAGCGGGGGAGCAGGGAGCAUCGAAGGCUGGUGACGAGCAGGCGGCGGGGUCAUCAACACCAGCCCCGGUGGUGACUGCCGCCGCGGCGACACGAACCAGCUCAGCGGGCGACGCCGCGGCGGCAGCCCACUCCGCCGCCAGCGCCCCCAGCCCAGCCUCCAAGCCGGCCACGUCAGCAGCCGCGCCCUCAGCGUCGGCAGUCUCACCCGCCGCCGCGCACCGACCAGCGCAAGCUGCCGCGCCCUACAACCCGGGCGUGGGGUACGGGGCCGCGGGGGCUCCGGACAUGGCCGCCGCCGCUGCCGCGGCAGCCGCCGCCACGGGCCAGGCCGCCGGCACCACGGGUGCGGACCACAUGCUGACAGCGCUCAUGUGGGCCCUGUACGUGGGCAUUGGCGCCAUCCUGCUGCGCAAGGUGAUGGGCGUCAUGGGCGUGGACCUGGCGGAGCUGAUGCGCCCCUACCAGUAGCGGGCCGCCUGGCGGUGGGCCGACUUGUGGACUGACUAGCUAUGGCCUUGGCUGUGGCCUUGACUGUGGCCUUGGCUGUGGCCUUGGCUGUGGCCUUGGCUGUGGCCUUGGCUGUGGCCUUGGCUGUGGUCUUGGCUGUGGUCUUGGCUGUGGACUGGGUUGUGGCCCGGGCUGUGGCGCCAUGCCUAGCGAGGCCUCUGCGUGCCACUGGGUUGCUGGCAGUUGGUCGUGGAGACAGGAGGACACCGGUCUCGUGGGCGGAGGAGCCGCUGGCUCUGGCUUUCAGUCUGGCAGCAUGAGGGGUAGGGGGCCGUACUGUGUGGCAUGGGCGAUGGCGGCAAUGGAAGCAGCGAGUGCUACAUGCACAGGAGGAGGGUCAGGGGCGCGGCCAUUUUUGUGGUGCAGGAGGGCCCCUGCACGCACGCCCGCAGCCCGCCGGUUGCCGUUGCGGCACGCACAGAAGUGGAGGAUGAGGGGGAUGAGCUGCAGCACUGGGUUUGGCAGUGUUGCAGAUGUAUGGUAAGGCGUGUACAACAUCUUCAUGUUAAAGAGCUGGCAGGGGUGCUAGUUGUUGGUCACAGGAUUUGGCAAUGCCGCUGCCUCCUGUGCCAGAAUGCGAGAAGCGCCUGCGCCGCUGUCAUGAUGGGGGGCGGUGCCGGGUCGGCACGUGGUGUGGCCGGCGUGAAUUUGUGUGUCGCACAUUCAGUGCACCGCUGCCUGGCACUGGCUGAGGGAGUGCCGAGCAGAGCAGCCGGAUGGUAGCCUGGGCGAGCAUGUGUCAGCAGCGGGCAUGUUCUUGCCUCCACACAAGUCGUGACCCAUAGAACAGACGGUAGGAGCAUGGGGCAGCAGAGGUGUGUGUGCAAAGUGGCGCCCGUAGAGCAGCGGCAGGGUGGAGGUGCGCGGACGCGGUUGAUGGGUCGGCAUUCAUCACAGUUAGACUGUCGGAUUGGUGUAGUUGGGCUGCGCAUUUCCAACUGGCACUGCGCUUGAUUCUGAGGCCUGAGGGCCUUGGCACACAAGAAUCAUCCCAUGGCAAUCGACGUGCAAACCUGCAAGUGUACCGUGAUCCAACACGGUGAACAUACUAUGUGCUUGCACUGCGCUAGGAGCGACUGGGCUACUGGGCUACUGGCGGGCCCCUCUGUCAACUGACCCUGACCCUGGGGGCGGCAGUUGGGCAGUUGGCCGGUUGACACGUGUGGGCCUGAUACCACGCCACCACCAGGCGCCAGGCUCGUGCUGAUUUUCUUUGGCCCUCUUUACAGGGCCGCCGCAAUAUAGGACAUCCAUGUCCCUAGCUCGGCAGGUGCCUAAUUCCCGGGCGGCCCAACUUCGGCCAGUCGGUUGACUGGCGCGCACAAGUUGGAUUUUGGCUGCCAGCCUUCAACAGGCAACAGGAUAGGUCGCACCAGCGCCACUGCGCGGAAUGAAGCUUCCGCGCAUAAACUUUCGCAGUCAGCGCCGUUACAGCGCCGCCGCAAUGUCCGAGGUGUAAGUAUUCUGGGGGAAGCCGAUCUCGAGCAUCUUCCCCAGGAACCAUACACGUCGGACAUGGGGACAUGGAUGCCUUCAGUUACGGGGCGGGUGUCGUGGUGACGGUAACGCUGCCGUGUUCACUGCCCUGUAUGAGCGAUGGCGGUGCUAGAGCCUUGUCCUUGACCGAUGUCCUUGGCGCUACUGGCGCCUUGGGGACUGACCUGAGGACCGAGAUGAGGGCCGAGAUUGGCGGGCUGAGGACCGAGCUGAGGACCGAGUUUGGCGCCUUGAGGACUGACAUUGCCACUCUACAGACAAAUUGGGGAGUCCUGCUCGAGUUUGCGAGCAGCGACGUCAUCAGUUCGCAGUUCGGCGCCAGCUUGGGCGCUUCCUGCACGCGGAGGACGUGGCGUGCGUGGUGUUGUCCAAGUUGGCGCCGAACUGCGAACUGAU
This is a messenger RNA of Chlamydomonas reinhardtii, 3155 nucleotides long. RefSeq lists its product as uncharacterized. The coding region runs from base 117 to 1223 and encodes 368 amino acids. NCBI's taxonomy places the organism in Eukaryota, Viridiplantae, Chlorophyta, Chlorophyceae, Chlamydomonadales, Chlamydomonadaceae. The transcript has 6 exons. The record is from RefSeq and is a predicted model, not a curated record.